Molecule: messenger RNA, 1593 nt
Organism: Cajanus cajan (pigeon pea)
Lineage: Eukaryota; Viridiplantae; Streptophyta; Magnoliopsida; Fabales; Fabaceae
Product: RNA methyltransferase family protein
Biological process (GO): protein methylation
Molecular function (GO): protein methyltransferase activity; nucleic acid binding
Source: RefSeq, a predicted model, not a curated record
CACCUGCAGUAUUAUCCAUCCAUGUUUUUAUUGACUCCUCAUUUCAGAGUCUCUCUCGGUGCUUCGCAAGCAAUUUGAAAUCGUUGGAGUUUAUUGGUUUAAUUCCAAGUGAAUUGAAAAUUUCCGCAACCCUUACUCAAAUUUUUUUUUUCCUUUGUUGAGUUAUGCAAGUGUUGAAGUUGUUAACUGAUUAUGCAGUAGAGAAACACAAAAGUUUCUUCCUUUUCAUUCUCUUGAAAUGAAGCUACCCUUAACAAGUGUAUAUCGUCCUCAUAGCUUCCCCCCACUCCUCAAUUCUUCUUCUUUUAUCUCUGUGUGUAGACCCUUUUGCACUUCAGCGCUGUCAUCUCCCCCCACUAGUGUGAAACCCCAAGUCCCUCUCUUUCUAAGGCCACCCAUUUACUCAACUAAGUUGUGUGAUCUCAGAAAAUGGCAUGAUUGGGCCAAAGGUGUUGCCUUUUCAAUUGGGUCAACUUUUGUGCACUUGGAUAAUGGGCCAGACUCAGGCAUUUUGUGCAGGGAGCUGAAGUGGCUCAUGGAGGAUGCUGUUGUGGAGCAUCACUCAUUGGGUGUGAGGGAUGAUGAGAGGGUGAAAAUGAGGGUUGAAAUGGAGGAGCUUUACUGCUUAUGGAGGCAAAGGAUCCAAGAGAGGAGGCCCUUUCAGUAUGUGGUUGGAUGUGAGCAUUGGAGGGACUUGGUGUUGAGUGUCCAGGAAGGGGUCUUGAUUCCAAGACCUGAGACAGAACUUGUUGUUGAUUUUGUGUCUGAUGUGGUGUCAGAGAAUGAGGAUUUGAAAAGAGGGGUUUGGGCUGAUUUGGGAACUGGAAGUGGUGCACUUGCUAUAGGUAUUGGUAGGGUUUUAGGGAGUGGAGGAGGGAGAGUUAUUGCCACAGAUUUGAGCCCUGUGGCUGUUGCUGUUGCAGCUUACAAUGUGCAGAGGUAUUGCUUACAGGACAAAAUUGAAUUGAGGGAAGGAUCUUGGUUUGAACCAUUGAAAGAUAUGGAAGGAAAGCUUGCUGGUCUUGUAAGCAACCCACCUUAUAUAUCUAGCAAAGACAUCUCUGGUCUACAAGCGGAAGUUGGUAGACAUGAACCUAGAGUUGCAUUAGAUGGAGGUGUUGAUGGCAUGCAAUCUCUUCUCCAUCUUUGUGAUGGGGCUGCUUUAAUGUUGAAACCUGGUGGAUUUUUUGCAUUUGAGACAAAUGGAGAGGAGCAGUGCAUGGCUCUUGUUGAUUACAUGGAAAACAAUAGAAGUGAAAGCUUCUGCAAUUUAGAAAUACGUGCUGAUUUUGCUGGUAUUCAAAGAUUUGUUGUUGGAUUCCAUCAAUAAGCAGCCUGAGUUACAGAUGCAUGUUUAUUUUUUAUUUAAUUUUUUUUGGGUGAAUAAUUCUCCCAUUGUUCUACUAGAAAUUGUAGUAGUAUUCAAAGAUUUGUUGUUGGAUUCCAUCAAUAAGCAGCCUGAGUUACAGAUGCAUGUUUAUUUUUUAUUUAAUUUUUUUUGGGUGAAUAAUUCUCCCAUUGUUCUACUAGAAAUUGUAGUAGAGUCCCAACAAAAUGCAUUCAAAGGUAAUAGAAGUCAAUUGUUUCCUCUUU